CCAUUAUUGAAGACAAUUAAAAAAAGAGCAAUAUUCCUGAACCCAUCGAUCCUCUCUUUAAACAUUUUCAUAGUGCAGAUAUUCAGGCAUCUGAAGUUGGGGAAUAUGAGGAAGAAGCACACAUAACAUUUGCUAUGUUGGAUGCAGUUGAUGGGAAAACUGAAGAUGCCAUGUCAGCAUUUGAAGCAAUAAAAAAUGUUGUUUCCUAUUGGAAUCUUGCCCUGAUUUUUCAUAGGAAAGCAGAAGACAUUGAGAAUGAUGCCCUUUCCCCAGAAGAACGAGAAGAAUGCAAAAACUACUUGAGGAAAACUAGAGACUACUUAAUAAAAAUUUCAGAUGAAAGUUGCACAGAUCCUGCUGUAGCUAAAAAGCUUCCAGUUCCUUUGGAGUCUGUAAAAGAGAUGCUUAAUUCAGUAAUGCAAGAACUUGAAGAAUAUAGUGAAGGAGGACCUCAUUGUAAAAAUGGUUCGCCCCGAAAUAUAGAUUCUGAUAUAAAACAUUCUAUACCAUCUCCAACCAAAUUUUCUUUAUCACCAAGUAAAAGUUACAAGUUUUCUCCUAAAACUCCUCCUCGAUGGGCAGAAGAUCAAAAUUCUUUAUUGAAAAUGAUCUGCCAACAAGUAGAAGCCAUUAAGAAAGAAAUGCAUGAGUUGAAGCUAAACAGUAGUAAUUCUAUGUCUCCACAUCGUUGGCCUGCAGAAGCCUAUGGAACAGAUUCAGUGCCUGAUGGGUAUCAGGGAUCACAAAAUUACCAUGGAGCUCCACUAACAGUUGCAACUACUGGCCCUUCAGUGUAUUACAGUCAGUCACCAGCAUAUAAUUCCCAGUAUCUUCUCAGAACAACAGCUAAUGUUACACCGACAAAGGCUCCAGUUUAUGGCAUGAACCGGCUUACACCUCAGCAGCAUAUUUAUGCUUAUCCACAACAAAUGCAUACACCUCCAGUGCAAAAUCCACCUGCCUGUAUGUUCUCUCAAGAAAUGUAUGGUCCUCCAUUGCGUUUUGAUUCUCCUGCAACUGGAAUUCUGUCACCACGAGAUGAUUACUUUAAUUAUAAUGUUCAACAGGCAAGCACAAAUCCACCUUUGCCUGAACCUGGUUAUUUCACAAAACCUCCAGUUGUACCUCAUCCUUCAAAAUCUUCAGAAUCCAGGGUUAUAGAAUUUGGGAAAUCUAACUUUGGACAGCCUAUGCCAGGUGAAGGAGUGAGGCAACCUUUAACAACAUCGGCACAAGCAGCACAGCCAACUACCUUUAAAUUUAACUCCAAUUUUAAAUCCAAUGAUGGUGACUUUACAUUUUCAUCACCUGAAGUUGUGGGGCACCCUCCUCCUGCAGCUUUUGGUAACAGUGAGAGCCUCCUAGGUCUCCUAACUUCAGAUAAACCUUCACACGAUGAUGGCUACGGUGGAACAAAACCAGUUCCUAGUCAGACAGGUGCACCAAGGAAUACGUUCAGUUUUGGUAGCAAAAAUAUUUCUAAUGUUUCAUUUACAGAAGGCGUGGGACACAGUCAAUGUAAAAAUUCUCUUUUUGGUCGUAAUGAUGACGUGUUUACUUUCCAAAGUCCAGGCAAAACAGUGUUUGGGACACCAACUCCAGACUUAGCAAAUAAGAGUCACGAAACAGAUGGAGGAAGUGCCCAUGGAGAUGAUGAUGAUGAUGGCCCUCACUUUGAACCAGUAGUUCCACUUCCUGAUAAGAUAGAAGUGAAAACUGGUGAGGAAGAUGAAGAAGAAUUCUUUUGUAAUCGUGCAAAAUUAUUCCGCUUUGAUGCAGAAUCUAAAGAAUGGAAGGAGCGAGGCAUUGGCAAUGUGAAGAUAUUGAGGCAUAAAACAUCUGGCAAAAUUCGUCUUCUCAUGAGACGAGAGCAAGUACUCAAAAUAUGUGCAAAUCAUUAUAUAAAUCCAGAUAUGAAACUGACACCCAAUGCUGGCUCAGAUAAAUCAUUUGUAUGGCACGCUCUUGACUAUGCAGAUGAAUCACCAAAGCCAGAGCAACUUGCUAUUAAGUUUAAAACUCCAGAGGAGGCAGCUCAUUUCAAACGUAAGUUUGAAGAGGCCCAGGAAAUCUUAAGAACUGCAGCUUCAAAUAUUUCCACAGCAAAUCAAAGUGUUAGAGUUUUGAAAGACACCAAGAACCAGGAUAGCAAGGAUACUGGAAAACCUGACUCAGGACAUCCAAAUUUUGGUUUCCAAAUGUCAAGGAAAGAUGGGCUAUGGGAUUGUAACAGUUGCUCAGUAAAGAAUGUUGCAACAGCAAAGAAAUGUGUAUCAUGCAAAAACCUAAAUCCAAAUAACAAAGAGCCUUUGGGCCCACCAUUAGUUGAAAACACUUCAGCUUUUAAGCCUGGCACAGAAAAGACUCAAGAAGGAUUUGGAUUGAUUGCUAAGAAAGAGGAUCACUGGGAUUGCAGUGUGUGUUUAGUGAGGAAUGAACCGACAGUAUCUAAGUGUAUAGCCUGCCAAAAUACAAACACGUCGAAUAAAAGUGUUCCAUCCUUUAGUCAGCAAACUUCCUUCAAGUUUGGCCAGGGAGAACUUUCUAAGCCUGUUACCAGUGAUUUGGGAACUCUGUUUCCUAAGAAGGAUGGACAGUGGAAUUGCAGUGUGUGUCUGGUGCAGAAUGAAGCAAAUGCUAAAAAGUGUAUUGCUUGUCAGAAUCCAAAUUCACAAAGUCAACCCAGUUCCAAGAUUCUAGCACCUCCUGCUUUGAAGCUUAGUACUCCAGAGACCAGCAAGUCUACUAAGGGUGGAUUUGAGGGAAUGUUUACUAAGAAGGAAGGACAAUGGGACUGUAGUGUUUGCUUAGUACGAAAUGAAAGCUCUUCCUUGAAAUGUGUGGCCUGUGAAGCACCAAAUCCAGUCGAUAAAGCAGAAGCUUCUUCAGAUUUUACAUUUGGCUUCAAAAGUAAAUUAUCUGAACCUUCUGGGAGUCAGAUGGCAACUGGCUUUAAGUGUGACUUUUCAGAAAAAGCUUUUAAAUUUGGCAGUGCAGAACAGGGUUUUAAAUUUGGUCAUGUUGAGCAAGGAAGCUCACCUUCUUCCUUCACAUUUCAGGUUCCCUCUAGUACGGAAGCUAAACCCACAAAAGAAGGAUUUAGUUUUACUAUGCCUGCAUCUGCUGGUGGAUUUAAAUUUGGCAUACAGGAAUCUGGUGAUCAAAAAGGUAAUGAGAAGUCCAUUGAAGAAGAUGCUGCUUUCAAGUCUCAUGAUGUUAAUAACAAACAAGAUAGUAGUGAUUUAGUGUUUGGACACAGUAGUAGCAAUUUCACUUUUGCUGACCUCGCAAAGUCAGGGGAAGGAUUUCAGUUUGGCAAAAAAGAUCCAAAUUUUAAAGGAUUUUCAGGUGCAGGGGAAAAACUUUUUUCAUCACAGAGUGCUAAAGUGUCCUCUCCUAAGGCCAAUACAUCAUCAGACCUUGAGAAAGAUGAUGAUGCAUAUAAGACUGAGGACAAUGAUGAUAUCCAUUUCGAACCUGUAGUUCAGAUGCCUGAAAAAGUGGAGCUUGUUACAGGAGAAGAAGAUGAAAAGGUUCUGUAUUCGCAAAGGGUGAAGUUAUUUAGAUUUGAUGCAGAGAUAAGUCAGUGGAAAGAAAGGGGCCUAGGAAAUUUAAAGAUUCUUAAAAAUGAAGUCAAUGGCAAACUAAGAAUGCUGAUGCGACGAGAACAAGUACUCAAAGUGUGUGCUAAUCAUUGGAUCACUACUACAAUGAACCUUAAACCUUUAUCUGGGUCAGACAGAGCAUGGAUGUGGCUAGCCAGUGAUUUUUCUGAUGGAGAUGCUAAACUGGAACAGUUAGCAGCUAAGUUUAAAACACCAGAGCUGGCUGAAGAAUUCAAACAGAAAUUUGAAGAAUGCCAGAGACUUUUAUUAGACAUACCACUUCAGACGCCUCAUAAACUUGUCGAUACCGGCAGAGCUGCCAAACUAAUACAGAGAGCUGAAGAAAUGAAAAGUGGACUCAAAGAUCUCAAAACGUUUUUGACGAAUGACAAAAAGCUCACUGAGGAAGAGAAUAACAGUUCAAGCUUAGCAGUGAGUACUUCUGACUUAACAGUAAAACCACAUGCUGAAACUACUGGACCUUCAUUAGAAUGGGAUAACUAUGACUUAAGAGAGGAUGCUUUGGAUGAUAGUGUAAGUAGUAGUUCGGUAUAUGCAUCUCCAUUAUCAAAUAGUCCUGUGAGAAAAAAUCUCUUCCGCUUUGGUGAUUCAACAACAGGAUUUAAUUUCAGUUUUAAGUCUGCUUUGAGUCCAUCCAAAUCCCCUGCCAAGUUGAAUCAGAGUGGGACUUCUGUUGGCACUGAUGAAGAGUCUGAUGUUACCCAAGAAGAGGAGAAAGAUGGACAGUAUUUUGAGCCGGUCGUACCAUUACCUGAUCUGGUAGAAGUGUCCAGUGGUGAGGAAAAUGAGCAAGUUAUCUUUAGUCAUCGAGCCAAACUCUAUAGAUAUGACAAAGAUGCUGGCCAGUGGAAGGAAAGAGGAAUAGGUGACAUAAAGAUUUUGCAGAAUUAUGAUAAUAAACAUGUACGAAUAGUGAUGCGAAGAGACCAAGUAUUAAAACUGUGUGCCAAUCAUAGAGUAACACCAGACAUGACUUUGCAAAACAUGAAAGGGACAGAAAGAGUUUGGGUUUGGACUGCGUGUGACUUUGCUGAUGGAGAAAGAAAAGUAGAACAAUUAGCUGUCCGUUUUAAACUACAGGAUGUUGCAGAUGCAUUCAAGCAAAUUUUUGAUGAAGCAAAACAGGCCCAAGAAAAAGAUAUCUUGCUAAUGCCACACUUUUCCCGUGCUGCCACUCCUCGAGAAUUCGCAUGUGGUAAAAUUGCGGUAGCUGUAUUAGAAGAAACCACAAGGGAGAGAACAGAUUUAAACCAGGGUUCUGAUACAACAGAUACAGUUGUAGAAGUUGGAGAAGUAUGUAGCACUUCUGAAACACCAACAAAAGCAGUUGUUUCUCCUCCAAAGUUUGUUUUUGGCUCUGAAUCUGUUAAAAGCAUUUUUAGUAGUGAGAAAGCAAAACCAUUUGCAUUUGGCAACAGUUCAACUACAGGUUCUUUAUUUGGAUUCAGCUUUAAUGCACCUUUGAAAAAUAAAAGUGGGGAAGAUGUUUCAGAUGAGAUUGAAAGAAAAUCAGAACCUAGUAAAUGUGAAGCACAGAAGAGCUCAAACAUCAAGCCAUUUGCAGAAAGCAAAGCAGAAAAGCCCUUGACUCCUUUUCCAAAGGAAGAGCCCUCGACUAAUUAUGCAUUUAAAACAUUAGAAAAGGGAUUUAAUUUUAGUCUUUUUAAAUCUAAUCCAAUGGCCUUUUGGACCAGUACCCCCUCCUCACAGCCUGAGAGCAAAGCUGAGAUAAAGAAGGAACCAGAAGAACUUUCCACAGAUGAUGUACUCAUUGUAUAUGAACUAACUCCUACUCCUGAACAAAAAGAUCUUGCUAUCAGUCUUAAACUUCCUCCAACUUUUUUCUGCUAUAAGAAUAGACCAGAUUACAUUAGUGAGGAAGAAGAUGAUGAUGAAGAUUUUGAAUCAGCUGUCAAGAAACUUAAUGGAAAGUUGUAUCCAGAUGACCCAGAUGAAUGUAAAGGAUCCCAAGAAUUUGUAACAGGAGAAGUUGUUCCAGACCAUGAUAAAGAAUGUGUGAUUGUCUGGGAAAAGCAACCAACAUCUGAAGAAAAAGCAAAAGCAGAAACUCUAAAACUUCCUCCAACUUUUUUCUGUGGUGUUUGCAGUGAUACUGAUGAGGAUAAUAGCCAUCCAGAGGACUUUAACUCAGAGGUUCAAAAAGUCCAGGAAGCAAAAAAAUUGCUUGAUGAUGAUGAGGUUACAAGUUCAACUGAUACAGCAUCUACUGGAGGGACUAAAGUUCCUGCUUCAUUCGUAUGUAAAUCUGAAGAGCCUGACUCCACUACUGAAUCUUCCGAUGCAGCGCACAAUUCAUCUGGGGCUAAUGACAAACCUGUAGACUUAUCUAAUAAAAAAGAAGAUGAGGCAGAUUCCACAAGCCAAGAAGUAGAAAGAACAGUGUCAUUUGGAUUUGGUACUAACACGGGAUUGUCGUUUGCGGAUUUGGCUUCUAGUAAUUCUGGAGAUUUUGCUUUUGGUUCAAAAGAUAAAAAUUUCCAGUGGGCAAAUACUGGAGCAGCUGUGUUUGGGAGGCAAGCAACCCGUAAAAGUGGAGAAGAUGAAGAAGGUAGUGAUGAAGAAGUUGUACAUAAUGAAGAUAUACAUUUUGAGCCAAUUGUUUCUUUACCAGAGGUGGAAGUGAAAUCUGGAGAAGAAGAUGAAGAAGUUUUGUUUAAAGAAAGAGCCAAACUUUACAGGUGGGACAGAGAUGUUCUUCAGUGGAAAGAACGGGGCGUUGGAGAGAUAAAGAUCCUUUUCCAUACAAUGAAGAACUAUUAUCGAAUCCUUAUGAGAAGAGACCAAGUUUUAAAAGUUUGUGCAAAUCAUGUUAUUACCAAAGCAAUGGAAUUAAAACCAUUAAAUGUUUCAAAUAAUGCUUUAGUUUGGACUGCUACAGACUAUGCAGAUGGAGAAGCAAAAGUUGAACAACUUGCAGUCAGAUUUAAAACUAAAGAAAUGUCAGAUUCUUUUAAGAAGAAAUUUGAAGAAUGUCAGGAUAAUUUAUCAAAACUGCAGAAGGGACAAGUAUCACUUGUAGGAGAGUUGUCACAGGAAACAAAUCCUGUGGUAUUUUUUGAAAUAUUUGCUGAUGAUGAACCUCUGGGACGUAUCACUAUGGAACUAUUCUCAAAUGUUGUGCCUCAAACUGCUGAGAACUUCAGGGCACUGUGCACAGGAGAAAGGGGCUUUGGUUACAGGAACUCAAUUUUUCACCGUGUAAUUCCAGAUUUUGUUUGCCAUGGAGGAGAUAUCACCAAACACGAUGGAACAGGAGGACGGUCUAUUUAUGGGAACACAUUUGAAGAUGAAAACUUUACAGUGAGACAUACUACACCUGGCUUAUUGUCAAUGGCUAAUCGUGGCCAACACACCAAUAAUUCUCAAUUUUUUAUCCUUCUGAAGAAAGCAGAACAUUUGGACUUUAAGCAUGUAGUAUUUGGAUUUGUUAAAGACGGCAUGGAUACUGUGAAAAAGAUUGAAUCAUUUGGUUCUCCUAAUGGUUUGGUGAGCAAAAGAAUUAUGAUCACAGAGUGUGGACAAAUAUAAAAAUCCCUGCUUUUUCAUAGCAAACUUUUAUCCUUGUAAACAGUUAAAUUGAGGCUUAGCUGUUCUCAACAAU
Messenger RNA from Phascolarctos cinereus (koala), 7248 nucleotides. RefSeq names its product E3 SUMO-protein ligase RanBP2-like. Gene Ontology annotation, cellular component: cytoplasm; nuclear pore. Gene Ontology annotation, biological process: intracellular transport; protein peptidyl-prolyl isomerization. The record is from RefSeq and is a predicted model, not a curated record. Gene Ontology annotation, molecular function: peptidyl-prolyl cis-trans isomerase activity; GTPase activator activity. Lineage: Eukaryota; Metazoa; Chordata; Mammalia; Diprotodontia; Phascolarctidae.